AUGGAUUCGUUGAAUCUGAGCGGCGCGGAAUCGUUCUCCGUGGUUCACAUCAACUCCUCCCUGGACACGGGAUACUCCCUAGCAGCGAUCGCCGGCAUUGCUGCCCUGGUGAGUUUCCUCAUCCUCUUCACCGUGGUCGGGAACAUACUGGUGGUCAUCGCCGUGCUGACCAGCCGCGCACUCAAAGCUCCCCAGAACCUUUUUCUGGUGUCGCUAGCCACCGCCGACAUUCUAGUCGCCACGCUGGUCAUGCCCUUCUCCCUGGCCAACGAACUCAUGGGCUACUGGUAUUUUGGAAAAGUUUGGUGCGGCAUUUACCUGGCGCUGGACGUGCUGUUCUGCACCUCGUCUAUCGUUCACCUGUGCGCUAUCAGCCUGGACAGGUACUGGUCCGUCACGCAGGCGGUCGAGUACAACCUCAAGCGCACGCCCAAGCGCGUCAAGUGUAUCAUUCUGAUCGUGUGGCUGAUAUCCGCGUGCAUCUCGUCCCCGCCCCUCGUGCUGAUCGACGGCCACAAUGACCUCAUCGUCGGCUCCCCGCAGCCCCAGUGCGCGCUCAACGACGACACGUGGUACAUCCUGUCCUCCAGCGUGGCUUCCUUCUUCGCGCCGUGCGUGAUCAUGGUGCUCGUGUACGUGCGCAUCUAUCAGGUGGCCAAGACGCGCACGCGGAACAUGUCCGUGAAGAAGCCCCGGUCCGACGUCACAACCACGCAGCAGACGGAGAACGGCCUGAGCAAGGCGACGUCGCCGUACCGCGGAGAGCGCGAGAACGGCCGCUGCCAGUGUCCCCCUCCCCCUACCCAGACCCAAACCGGGACCCAGACCCAGACCCCGACCCAAACCCGGACCCGUACAGAUGAGGUUGAAAUGGACGAGAGCUCCUCAUCGGAUGAGGGGGUCAAAGGUCAUCACAAAAAGCCUCAUAGCCGCGACGUCAAGACUGCCGGUGCUAACGGUGGCGGUGGCGGUGGUGCCGAGGUCAAAGCCGCGCUGGCGAGCCGCAAGAGCAGCUCCCUGUCCCUCAAACACCCCCUCUCCCGCGCCGGCAACAAGUCCGUGGAGAUCUUCCAGGCGUCCCGGCGGCAGCGGCGGCGGGGGGGCCAGCGGCGCCGGAGCUCGGUGUCCGGGAAGAAGGCCUACCAGGCGCGGGAGAAGAGGUUCACCUUCGUCCUGGCCGUGGUCAUGGGCGUGUUUGUGCUGUGCUGGUUCCCCUUCUUCUUCAGCUACAGCCUGUACGGCGUGUGCCGCGAGGCCUGCCGCAUCCCCGAGCCGCUCUUCAAGUUCUUCUUCUGGAUCGGCUACUGCAACAGCUCGCUGAACCCCGCCAUCUACACCAUCUUCAACCAGGACUUCCGCCAGGCCUUCCAGAAGAUCCUGUGCCGCACGUGGAAGAGGUCGUUCUAG
This is a messenger RNA of Gadus chalcogrammus (walleye pollock), 1407 nucleotides long. It is a transcript of the gene adra2c, whose product is annotated as adrenoceptor alpha 2C. NCBI's taxonomy places the organism in Eukaryota, Metazoa, Chordata, Actinopteri, Gadiformes, Gadidae. The transcript is spliced from 2 exons. Gene Ontology annotation, cellular component: membrane. The record is from RefSeq and is a predicted model, not a curated record. The coding region runs from base 1 to 1407 and encodes 468 amino acids. Gene Ontology annotation, biological process: regulation of smooth muscle contraction; regulation of vasoconstriction; platelet activation. Gene Ontology annotation, molecular function: alpha2-adrenergic receptor activity.